This is a messenger RNA of Closterium sp. NIES-67, 377 nucleotides long. The record is from the annotation of a GenBank genome assembly. NCBI's taxonomy places the organism in Eukaryota, Viridiplantae, Streptophyta, Zygnematophyceae, Desmidiales, Closteriaceae.
AUGCGCGGAUGGUUCAACCGCCGCUGCGGCUGGUGGGGAGAGGGGGAGGAGGAGGAGGAGGAGGAGGAGGAGGAGGAGGAGGAGGAGGAGGAGGAGGAGGAGGAGGAGGAGGAGGAGGAGGAGGAGGAGGAGGAGGAGGAGGAGGAGGAGGAGGAGGAGGAGGAGGAGGAGGAGGAGGAGGAGGAGGAGGAGGAGGAGGAGGAGGAGGAGGAGGAGGAGGAGGAGGAGGAGGAGGAGGAGGAGGAGGAGGAGGAGGAGGAGGAGGAGGAGGAGGAGCAGGGAGACGGCGGCAGACAGGGAGCCUGGGGGACGACGGAUGCCGAGGGGGCGCCACACGCGACGACACGCGAUAGUGGCGUGGGGAGAGGCGUGCCAGC